AUGGAAGAUAAGAAUCAGACUGAAGUGACUGAAUUUCUUUUCUUGGGUCUCACAGACAUUCUCCAAGAGCAGAUUGUCCUCUUUGUCAUGCUCUUCAUUGUCUAUCUUGUCACCCUGGGGGGUAACAUAGGGAUGAUCAUUCUCAUAUGGACUGAUCUCAGAUUCCACACUCCUAUGUACUUUUUUCUCAGCCACUUGUCCUUUGUAGAUAUUUGUUCCUCUUCUUCCAUUGCCCCCAAGAUGCUGUGUGAUAUCUUUGCAGAGAAAAAAGGUAUCUCUUUCAUGGGUUGUGCUACACAGAUGUGGUUCUCUGGUUUCUUUGUGGCAACUGAAUGUUUCCUCCUGGCUUCCAUGGCAUAUGACCGGUAUAUGGCUAUCUGUAAGCCCUUGUUGUAUACACUCAUCAUGUCCCAGAGGGUCUGUGUGCAGCUGGUAGUAGGGCCUUAUGCCAUGGCUCUUCUAAGCACAAUGACCCAUACAAUUCUCACUUUUCGCUUACCCUUCUGUGGUACCAAUAUCAUCAAUCACUUCUUCUGUGACAUUUCACCACUGCUUUCCUUAGCAUGUGCAGACACCUUGAUCAAUAAAUUAGUGCUGUUCAUCUUGGCUGGAGCUGUAGUAAUGCUCAGUGGCUUGAUCAUCAUGGUCUCCUAUGUUUGCAUCCUGGUGGCCAUCUUGAAGAUGCAGACUGCUGAUGGGAGAAGGAAAGCUUUCUCCACCUGCUCUUCUCACCUGGCAGUUGUCUCCAUCCUGUAUGGGACUCUUUUCUUUAUCUAUGUUCAGCCUGGCUCAAGUCCCUCCCUGGAUAUCAAUAAAGUGAUUUCUCUGUUUUAUACCGUGGUGAUCCCCAUGUUAAACCCCCUCAUCUACAGCCUGAGGAACAAGGAGGUAAAAAAUGCACUCAGGAGGAAGUUUGAAAGGAAAAAUUCUCUAAUGGUUUUGGCAAAAUAG
Messenger RNA from Lynx canadensis (Canada lynx), 951 nucleotides. RefSeq names its product olfactory receptor 5G3-like. Gene Ontology annotation, biological process: G protein-coupled receptor signaling pathway; sensory perception of smell. The coding region runs from base 1 to 951 and encodes 316 amino acids. Gene Ontology annotation, cellular component: membrane. Gene Ontology annotation, molecular function: G protein-coupled receptor activity; olfactory receptor activity; odorant binding. The transcript has a single exon. The record is from RefSeq and is a predicted model, not a curated record. Lineage: Eukaryota; Metazoa; Chordata; Mammalia; Carnivora; Felidae.